AUGGCUGUGUUCAGCUUGCCCAGGAGCCGGUCACCUCCGGACAAGUGUAGCUUGGUUGAGCGCAUAGUGGAGCUGUGCUCUGUGCCCCCCAUGUCCUCUGUGUCCGAGCCCUCGACCGUGGCAGCGCCGGCGGCUAGAGUAUCCAAGCAGCAGGCGGCAGCUGAAGGUCUUGGCUCCAGCCAGAAAGCCUUGAAGUACUUGGGCCAGGACUUUGAGACCCUGAGGCAGAAGUGCUUGGACUCAGGGGUCCUAGUGAAGGAUCCAGAGUUCCCAGCGUGCCCACCAGCCUUGGGCUACAAGGAUCUUGGACCAUGCUCCCUCCAAACUCAAGGCAUUGUUUGGAAGUGGCCCAUGGAAUUGUGUCCCAGCCCUCAGUUUAUCCUUGGUGGAGCCACGCGUACAGACGUUUGUCAGGGUAUGCUAGGUGACUGCUGGUUUCUGGCGGCCAUUGCCUCCCUCGCCUUGAAUGAAGAGCUGCUUUACUGCGUGGUCCCCAGGGACCAGAACUUCCAGGAGAACUACGGGGGACUCUUUCAUUUUCAGUUCUGGCAGUAUGGAGGGUGGGUGGAGGUGGUGGUGGACGACAGGCUGCCCACCAAGGACGGGGAGCUGCUCUUCCUGCGCUCUGAGGAAGGCAAUGAGCUCUGGAGCGUGCUGCUGGAGAAGGCCUACGCCAAGCUCAACAGUUCUUAUGAGGCUCUCGCUGGCGGGUCCACAGUGGAGGGGUUUGAGGAUUUCACAGGUGGCAUCUCUGAGUUUUAUGAGCUGAAGAAGCCACCAGCCAGUCUGUUUCAGAUCAUCGGGAAGGCCCUUCGAGCAGGGUCUCUUCUGGCCUGCUCCAUUGAUGUCUCCAGUGCAGCUGCAGCAGAAGCCAUCACCAGCCUGAAGCUGGUUAAGAGUCACACAUACUCUGUCACUGGAGUCGAAGAGGUAAACUUCCGGGGCCAUCCAGAGAAGCUGAUGAGACUCCAGAACCCGUGGGGUGAAGUGGAAUGGCUGGGGGCCUGGAGCGAUGACGCGCCAGAGUGGAAUUACAUAGAUCCCAGGCAGAAAGGAAAGCUGGACAAGAAAGCUGAGGACGGAGAGUUCUGGGACCUGCUUUUCCCCCCAGAGACCUCCUUCCUCCAGGAGAUGGGUUCAUCUUCACGGGCCAGUUCUUCACAGGCUGAGAACAAGGAGAUGUUAAUCAUUUCCCCAGAAGACUUGGAGUUUCCUUCCCGGGGGACCAAGUCCACUUACUGGACCAAUCCCCAGUUCAAAAUCUGUUUGGAUGAGGUGGGCGACCACCAGGAGGAGGUUGGUGAACCCGGCUGCACGGUGCUGCUGGGGCUGAUGCAGAAGAAUCGCAGGCGACAGAAGAGGAUGGGGCAGGGCAUGCUCAGCAUGGGCUAUGCUGUCUACAAGCUGGAGAGCCACACGGAUGAGCGCCUGGGCCGGGUCUUCUUCCUGGGCCGCCAGCCUUCCGCCCGGUCCAGCACCUACGUCAACCUGCGCGAGGUCUCGGCACGUGUGCCGCUGCCCCCUGGGGAGUACGCGGUGGUGCCGUCCACCUUCGGGCCCUUCAAGGACGGCGACUUCUGCCUGAGGGUGUUCUCAGAGAAGAAGACCAAGGCCCUGGGCGUGGAAAUUGGGGAUGUAGUAGCUGGAAACCCACAUGAGCCACACCCCAACGGUGAACAAGAAGACAGCCAGCUCUGGAGCCUGUUUGAGAAGCUUGCAGGGAAGGAUUCUGAGAUCAGUGUCAAUGAACUCAAGACGGCUCUGAAUGAGGUGUUUUCCAAACGAACAGACAUCAAAUUCGAUGGAUUCAACAUCAACACUUGCAGGGAGAUGAUCAGCCUGAUGGACAGCAAUGGGACGGGCACCUUGGGGCUGGUGGAAUUCAAGACGCUCUGGUUGAAGAUUCAGAAGUAUUACGAGAUCUAUCGGGAAACUGAUUAUAACCACUCGGGGACCAUUGAUGCCCACGAGAUGAGGACAGCCCUGAAGAAGGCAGGUUUCACCCUCAGCAACCAGGUACAGCAGACCAUUUCCAUGCUGUAUGCAUGCAGCAAACUUGGCAUCGACUUUGACAGCUUCCUUGCUUGUAUGAUCUGCCUGGAGACCCUCUUCAAACUGUUCAACCUUCUGGACAAGGACCAGAACGGCAUUGUCCGGCUCUCUCUGGCAGAGUGGCUGUGCUGUAUGUUGGUCUGA
Lipotes vexillifer (Yangtze River dolphin) is the source of this 2196-nucleotide messenger RNA. Its product is annotated as calpain-8-like. Gene Ontology annotation, biological process: proteolysis. Gene Ontology annotation, molecular function: calcium ion binding; calcium-dependent cysteine-type endopeptidase activity. Gene Ontology annotation, cellular component: cytoplasm. NCBI's taxonomy places the organism in Eukaryota, Metazoa, Chordata, Mammalia, Artiodactyla, Lipotidae. The record is from RefSeq and is a predicted model, not a curated record.